UUUUGUUGACUUGAUUUCCAUUCCGUUAACAAGACCAACUUGUCUGUGUGUUCUUUACUCUCGUAUACAUAGAGUAAGAUACCCUUUCUUGUACGAUCAUACCAAGCUAUCUGUUCCGUUCUACACUUGCACAGUCAAAUACUGCAUUUGACGAGUUAAGAGUUCCUCUACCCUUCCGCCCGACAUCUACACACUGAACCAACGAGCACAUUUUCUUACAAUUGAACCAAGGCGUACAAACAGACAAAAUGCCUUCCGCCGCCUUCAAAACAGCCGCAGAUGACAGCCGCAAGCUCAAGGCGAAGCCCAGUAAUGAGGAACUGCUUGAACUCUACGCUCUCUUCAAGGUUGCCAAUGGCGAAGACAUCUCCAAAGCCCCGGCGCCAGGAAUGUUCGAUUUGAAGGGCAAGGCCAAACACAAGGCGUGGCAAAAGGAGGUUGAUGCAGGCACGUCCGCCUCCGACGCAGAGAAACGGUACAUCGAUCUGGUGGAGAAGCUCAAGGGACAGUACGGCUACGACGCGAACAAGGUCCCCGAGGCCGUCGGCGCCAACUAGUGGAGACCGAAGGACUGGUUUGCAAGCAGUCGCAGACCGCGCAGACAGCGCCAGCAUCACGUCGACCCGCUCGAGUCGCUCGAGGGUGAUCCGCUUUAGUACUGGCCAGGCCCAAAGCCCGCACCACGGCCAUACUUAGGUAGUCUUCCAUAAACGGGACCUUCCUGCUGACCAGGUAUUAUUUGAAAGCGUUGGCACUGAAGGGAGCUUUAAUUAGUACCCAAUACAAGUCAUUGUAACUGUUUAGA
This is a messenger RNA of Exophiala xenobiotica, 805 nucleotides long. RefSeq lists its product as uncharacterized. The record is from RefSeq and is a predicted model, not a curated record. Gene Ontology annotation, molecular function: long-chain fatty acyl-CoA binding. Gene Ontology annotation, biological process: fatty acid metabolic process. Lineage: Eukaryota; Fungi; Ascomycota; Eurotiomycetes; Chaetothyriales; Herpotrichiellaceae. Bases 249 to 557 code for a protein of 102 amino acids. The transcript has 4 exons.